GAGGCUUUCAAGUGAAUCCGGAAAAGCUUAAACCCAAAAUACCAAACCCCUCAAAAUGAAGUUCAUCCUAUUCUGCGUUGCUCUGGCUGUUCUUUUGGCCAUGGGUCAGUGCGAUCCGGACUUCCGGCAGAUAAUGCAACAGUGCAUGCAAUCCACCCAAGUGACCGAAGCCGAUCUCAAGGAGUUCAUGGCCAGCGGCAUGCAGAGCAAUGCCAAGGAGAACCUCAAGUGCUAUACCAAGUGCCUGAUGGAGAAACAGGGCCACCUAGUCAAUGGCCAGUUCAAUGCCCAGGCUCUGCUCGACACCCUCAAGAAUGUGCCGCAGAUCAAGGACAAGAUGGAUGAGAUUACCUCGGGUGUGAAUGCCUGCAAGGACAUCAAGGGAACCAACGAUUGUGACACAGCUUUCAAGGUUACCAUGUGCCUAAAGGAGCACAAGGCCAUGCCAGGACAUCAUUAGGCUCUAAUUUGUCCUUAAAAAGUUGUUUAACUGAUUUGCACUUCUCGGGUGAAUGUUGUGAAAUAAAGAUGUUCAAGUUGCACUAAAGCAA
This is a messenger RNA of Drosophila eugracilis, 551 nucleotides long. RefSeq names its product general odorant-binding protein 56h (gene Obp56h). Gene Ontology annotation, biological process: sensory perception of smell. Bases 56 to 460 code for a protein of 134 amino acids. The record is from RefSeq and is a predicted model, not a curated record. The transcript has 2 exons. Gene Ontology annotation, molecular function: odorant binding. Lineage: Eukaryota; Metazoa; Arthropoda; Insecta; Diptera; Drosophilidae.